This is a messenger RNA of Notolabrus celidotus (New Zealand spotty), 1639 nucleotides long. It is a transcript of the gene ndufaf1, whose product is annotated as NADH:ubiquinone oxidoreductase complex assembly factor 1. Gene Ontology annotation, biological process: mitochondrial electron transport, NADH to ubiquinone; mitochondrial respiratory chain complex I assembly. The transcript has 5 exons. Lineage: Eukaryota; Metazoa; Chordata; Actinopteri; Labriformes; Labridae. The coding region runs from base 418 to 1323 and encodes 301 amino acids. Gene Ontology annotation, cellular component: mitochondrion. The record is from RefSeq and is a predicted model, not a curated record.
UAACUCAACCGUUUACUCCAAAGACAAAACCUGUUUUACUAUCUUCUCUGUUUGAUUAUUUGCAUCCACAUAUAUAUAUAAAGUACUUAAAAUAAGUCACGAUGAAUUAGCGUUAUUUUCAGCUCAGAAUAAUUCGUUAAUGUUGCAAAAUCGCCUCUAAAAACUAAAGAGAACGCGUGAUGUUUCCUGAAUGCAGCCCGCGUACUUCCGGUUAGUGGCGAAGACGAACAACCUUGGAUUAGUAGACGCGUGUAAACGACCAUUCAUGAGUUGUUUUGAUAUAUAACAGUAUUAUAGAGAUGUAAAUUGAUAGUUUAUCAACAUUAAAGUAAGAACAGAAGACUGUGAAGUAUCUACCAGCCUGUAAUCUAUUGGUACAACAUGCUCAGAGAGUGACUGGUCAACAUCACCUCUAAGAUGUCCCUGCCAAAGAUCUCACGUCUCCCCUCAGCGAGGCUGCUGAGCUCCAUUCAGCACCAGCUCCAGCCCUCCACCCUUCCUCUCACUGUUUCCAGAAGACCCAUGAGUCGGGGUGAAUACAGACGACCCGGUCAGCCCGCAGAGGACAAGCUCCCAUGGCAGAAGAUCAACUUUAACUUCUCCAAGGGUCUGGAGGGCGUGAAGAAGCAUUUCACUCUGCUGAAGAAGGAGUUCUCUGACCGCUGGGUGGGUCCAGAAGGGAAACCCCUCCUGGAGCACAUGUUGGAGCAGAACAGGGUGGUAUGGGAGUUUAGGGGUCCGGAGAGCCUGGAGGAGUGGACGGUGUCUUCAGAUAGAGAGAUAGGAGGUCAGAGUGAGGCUUACCUGAAGCUCGGCAGGAACAACACGUGCUUCCUGAACGGGACUCUGAGCUCUACGCCUCCGAGGGAUGGAGAGACGAGAUACAGCGGAUACUGCAGCAUGCGCUCAAAGCAGCCACUGGCUUCAUUCGACAGAAAGAAGCACCACGACUGGACGAGUUUUAACACCCUGCAUUUACGAGUACGAGGCGAUGGUCGCCCCUGGAUGAUCAACCUCGCCACAGAGACGUACUUCUCUCACCAGAAAGAUGAUAUUUACUGUUACUUCCUGUACACAAGAGGAGGACCGUACUGGCAGGAUGUGAAGAUACCAUUCUCUAAGUUCUUCCUCACACAUAAAGGGAGGAUACAAGACGACCAGCAUCCCGCCUGGCUGGAUAAGAUAAACACCAUCGGGUUCACGCUGGGGGACAAAGCAGACGGACCGUUCCAGCUGGAGAUCGAUUACAUCGGCGUCUGCAAGGAUUAUGCACACACCGAGGAGUUCGCCUACGAGAUGUACAAGAGGAAUCCAGAAAUUUGAGAGGAAGGAGUGCAGAAAACUGAUGAUAAACGGAUGCACCACCUUCUUGUGGAGGAUCAUUUUCAUCCCGUGCAUCAACACUGGAGUUCUUUUGAGAGACAGAUCAUGAACGAUGUUCCUUCACGGACUGAAAGUGUGGCAAACUCGCUCUACUGUGUCAGUGUGAAAACAAGACUUGAAGAACCAAACGUAAACACUGACUUAAAGCUCCAGUGAGUAACUUUGCGGGGACUAAACGUGAUGAUUUAUCUCUUUGUUGAUCUUGUCCUAAAGGAGGAGUAAAUAGUGAUUAAAUAAAGCAUCACAUCCAUCUUUA